UAUUGUUUGUAAAAAAUUCGCAAAGGCGCGUGAAAAUAGUUUGCGCGUAGGAAAAAGUAGAAUUAAAGAGCCGAUGUCGCUGAAGUGAGUCACAAACGUAUUGGAUAGUGCCGGAACAGUGUCGCCCGCUGACAUCUUUUAAAAUUGCGCAGGAUCGCAUUCCGCGAAACGCUGAAAAAAACGGUUGCUGUGAAAGACCCCUUAUAAAGGCGUGAAAAUUUGGGCGCCUUUUGCGUUUGUCGGUUGGCGUUGUGAAAUUUAUCAUCUCCGACUCGUUUUUCCGUGGUUUGGGAGUGCAAAGAGUGUAUUCCCAAGGAUUAUCAUUGUAAACUUGAGACACCCAGAAUUUAAAAACAGCAAACAUGCCUAUUUGCAAGCGGGAAGGAUUCGACCUGAAUCAGAAGGAGGGCAAAAACGAAACAUUCCAUGACAACGACCAGGUCUUCUGCUGCUACAUCACGAAGCGAAUUUUUCGUGACUACGAGAGCUACUUUCGGCACGUCAUGGUGAUUAACUCCACUGUGUGGCAGUGCGAAGCCACCGGAAAAGAGAACCUUACAUUUGAGGAGGCGGCGAAAAGUGAGCGGGCGGCGCGCAAAAAGAUGGAGCAGUUCAAACAAAGCCUACGAGCGCCCGUCCUCCUCGUGGUGGAGCACGCACGACAGUCGGCAAUCAACACCCUUAACAUGAUGGUGGCCAAAUUCCUGCGCAAGCGCUACUUCAUCGGUGAAGAGGUAUCGGUGCAGGCCAAGAAAAAUUCCACAUACACUGUGGUGGCCAUCAAGUUGGACAAAGAUAUACCGGAACCAGGCAAUGGCAUCUACGAGGACACGGACAACCUGGUGUACAGGCUACGACCGAAUAAGGGCGAUCCCAGUGCAGAGCUUGAGCUGCCGUUCAAGCAAUUGCGCCGCUCGCGCAUGGAGUUUAACUUGGAAAACCUAAACAUGUUCAUUAAGAGUAACGUGUCACGUGUGGAUGGACUUCUACGACCCAAACCAGAGGCUUACAAGCAGUACGUGACCGAUCCUGGCGUAACCUUCUCCUCCAUCUUCAUUGGAAAAAUGCCGCGCUAUUCACCUGCUAAGAUAAAGAAACCCGACUCAAAGGAUGCAAAGAGACAGUCUACUCUUAACAAGUAUAUCGUGGCCGAUGAGGCAACGGCUGCAAAGUCGAAGGCGAAGGCCAAGUCUGAUGCGAAAUCACUGGCCGAGGAAAUGGAGCGCGUGAAGCGGGAAAAGGAAGCCAAACUUAUUGAACUGGAGAAACAAAAGGCGGAAAAAAAGGCACAGCUGAUGGAGCGCGUUGAAAACGAAUGUAACUUACUGCUUCAAAAGACAGACGAUUUGGAGCGAGCCGAUCAGAAAAGGCUGCCCAGGUACAGAAAAAUUAACACUCUGCUUCCUGAGCGACUCCUGGGUGAUGCAUUUAUGAUGCGCGAGUUUAUGCACACCUACGCUGGGCUGCUGUCGGGAAUCGAGGUUUUCCGCCAGAAUCUCAGCUUUUUCGAGAUGACCCGAGCACUGAGUGCGCGUGAGAUUGCCGGUCCACUUUCAGACAUUCUCCUAGUGUUACUCGGCACUGUUUUCGAUCUGCAGAAGGAGGAGGAGGAAGAGUGUUCAGUGACCUACCUCGAUCGGGCGGCACAAACACACGAGCCAUAUUGGAGUAUGGCGCAGGCAGCCAAAAGUCACCUCUACGCCAAGAGGCACUUUUCAUUUAAGGUGAACGAACUCCCAUUGGACGCACUGACCUUGAGUGAAGUGCUACGCCUGCAUCUACUUGGAUCCGGAGCUAUCGUAAAUGAAAAAGCGGAACGAUGGAGGGUGAUGUACAGAAACGGAUACUCUUCGAAAGAAGAUCCUGGCUUGGAGUUGCGUUUGCAACACUCAAAUAUCCUGCGUCAUCUGAAAAAUUAUUCCGUAUAUCAGCUAAAGUUUAGGGAUAUAAUGCACUUGAUUCGAUGUCUGAUGUCUCAGAUUCUUACAUAUUCGGGCACAAUUAACUUAAUUGAGGAGCGCAUGGAACAGACGGCAAAGGCCAAGCAAGAUCUGCGGGCUUUAGUCGUAGGUGAAAAUAGACGCCUGGCUGCGGUUGAGAUGAACAGAAAAAAGCUUACCCAAACGCACCACCUGGAGAUGAGUGCCAGUGAGCCAGAGAAGAGAGAAGCGUUACUCGAAAAGUUAAACAAGAGUAUUGCGGAGCUUCACGCUCAAUCGGAUAACCAACACCGUAAACACGAGCAGCAAAUGCUUAAAUUGCAUUCUCAACUGUUUAAUUUCUUGGUAUACCUAGGCAUGGAUAGGUGUUACAGAAAGUACUAUGUGUUGGAGUCCAUGCCGGGAAUCUUUGUCGAGCAUUCAUCUGACAGCAUGGAUACUUGCUUGGAGCAACCUCCAGCAAACAAGUCUCAACAGGAAAUCCGUCAGCAGGCUACAUUGCCAAAGAAUCGCAAAGACUUGAGGGUAUAUCUUCUCAAGCUUUAUGGAGACGACGAUAAGAAGACCAAAAGGAAGGUCAAGCAAUCACUGGAAAACAAGGAAAAUCAAGAGCAUCGCCUUAACGGCAGUGCCGAGCCCAUGGAAGUGGAAUCAGAUACUCCAGAAGCUCCCACUCAGUUUGAGUUGAUGAUGUGCAGCGGUGACAGGAGAAAUUGUAUUGUGCACGAUCCAAGAAACGGGCAAAGGCAGCGUUGGUCAUAUAUUUACCAGCCCGAAGAGAUCGACGAACUAAUUAAGGCACUAAAUCCCAAUGGACUCCGUGAGUUCGAACUACUUCAAGAACUUUCCGUUCUUCGUUCCUUAAUCGAGCAGCAUGUAAAGACCUGUCCAGCGGAGAUGCUUAGCUUGGAAAACGAAGCCAUGCACAAAAAAUUCCUCGCAACGAUGGAAUCUGAAACUCACCGCAAAUAUGGAGAAGCAAACUUUGGAUUACCCAAUGACACCGAUUUGAAUGAAGUUAUGCGCUUGCAUUUGGUGGAUCGGAUUAUUCAAUUCGAAAACGAUAUUUAUUCUGGUGAUCUCGGCCGCCUAAAGGUCAAGGACAUGGCAAAGUGGCGAAGCGAUUUGCUUUCAGGCAGCUACGAUGCACAGUGCAAGUUGCAAUGGGGCCCUGGAGGGAAACUAGAAGAUGAGGCUGGCUCUGACAACGAGUCCCACGAGACUCACGAGGAAGAUGAUAUCGGUCUUGUAGGCAAGUACGCCAGGAAGCCAUAUAGAGAUCCUGGUUCGUAUUUGGCAACAUCUGCGGACACAGAAUCCCUACCAGACAGCGAUGAUGAAGAGGUUCAGCCGACUAACUCCGUCUCUAUUCCAAUCGCGGUGCACAACAUGGCUUCAGCGCUUCUGCAAGUGGAACAGGCUAUCGGAAAGCGGUUCCUAAAAGAACCUUAUGGUAUGAAGAAGUGGGACCCCAAGCAAGAGGCUUUGAAACUCACCUGCGACUCUCGUCUGCACCAAUGGGAAGUGUCGCUAAUGGAGAGUACCAGCUUUGCCCAGGUGUUUUUGCACCUUAAUAUCCUGCAUGACUGCAUACAGUGGAGGCGGUCAACUAACAAGUCCUUGUGUAAGGUCUGCCGACGUGGAAGCGAUCCGGAGAAGAUGUUGCUAUGCGACGAGUGCAACGCUGGCACUCACAUGUUUUGCCUAAAGCCCAAGCUAAGAUCUGUUCCACAAGGCAACUGGUAUUGCAAUGAUUGCGUUAAGAGUUUGGGUCUAAAUGCUGAAAACGAGAAAGAUAAAAGGCAGACGGCAACGAGGAAACGCAAGUUUAUUGUUGAAGAGGAGGAUGAGCAAACGGACGAAGAAGAGGAGGAGCAGGACGAUGAGGAUGAAGAAGACGAGAACGCGGAGCAGGAUGAGGAAGUUUCUGACGACAAAAGCGUAGCUUCCACACGCUCAUCUUUAAGAGUCAACGGUCGCUCUCUAAGGCGGUCUCGCACGCGACCCUCGAGUAAUCGACUCACAUCAAAAGAGAUUGAAGAGGCUGUGGAUGAGACCGAGAGCGCUGAAAUUAGCGAUGACGCUUCCCUGACAGCCGAUGAAGAUGCUGUAGAAGACGAGCCCGAUGAAGAGAAGGUGUGUCAGAAGUGUUUCUACGACGGCGGUGACAUUAGAUGCGUGCAAUGCAAAUUGUACUUUCAUCUGGAGUGCGUCCACCUCAAGCGUCAUCCCCGCACGGAGUUCGUCUGUAAGACCUGCAAACCAGUACCACAGAGACCGAGGCGCCGGCACAGUAACAUGAACGGUGACGAUGACAACGAUGAGGAUGAGCCGAAAGCCAAGCGCUCCAGAAACUCUGUUCGUCUAUCCAUCGACAAGUCCGCACGCCAAAGCAACGGCAAUAAUAAUAAUAACAACAGCAGCACUAAUAACAACAACCAUCGGAGAAGCGGUCGUCGGACGAACGAGAACCUUCCGUUGAACAGUGCCGCCUUAUACGAUCUGCUAGAACAGAUUAUGAAGCAUAAGGCAGCUUGGCCGUUUUUGCGACCAGUGCUAACAUCGGAGGUGCCCGAUUAUCAUAAGAUCAUCAAGACGCCCAUGGAUCUGGCUAAGAUUAAGUCCAAGCUAAACAUGGGGUCCUAUCAGCUGAACGAGGAGCUGCUCAGUGACAUUCAGUUGGUGUUUAGGAACUGCGAUUUGUACAACGUAGAGGGCAACGAGAUAUAUGACGCUGGCUGUCAACUAGAGAGAUUCGUUAUCGAUCGCUGCAAAGAUAUGCAGCUGCCUUUUAGGCCCAGCGAUAUGAAUGGGGAAGUCGAAGCUUGCUGAGAUUACCGCUGAUCUCUGCCACUCUUGUGUAAACUAGUUAGCUUACUCUUAGUUGUAGUCGGAAACUUUAUAGAUUUAAGCAAAACCAUUAAGUUUAUUUAAAUAUCCGCUAUGUUUAAUAUUCUCAUUUAAGUGCAGUUAAAAGUUUUCGCACACGCACAGGCAAAAAUAUUAUUGUUUUAUGAGACAUUAGGUAUUUUAGAAAUUACGAAAAUUCCACAAUCAAUAAAUGAAGUGAGUGAAAAACUUUAAA
Molecule: messenger RNA, 5025 nt
Organism: Drosophila eugracilis
Lineage: Eukaryota; Metazoa; Arthropoda; Insecta; Diptera; Drosophilidae
Gene: Acf
Product: bromodomain adjacent to zinc finger domain protein 1A
Exons: 6
Coding region: 363-4772 (1469 amino acids)
Biological process (GO): chromatin remodeling
Molecular function (GO): protein binding
Source: RefSeq, a predicted model, not a curated record